Molecule: messenger RNA, 1757 nt
Organism: Neomonachus schauinslandi (Hawaiian monk seal)
Lineage: Eukaryota; Metazoa; Chordata; Mammalia; Carnivora; Phocidae
Gene: PTP4A3
Product: protein tyrosine phosphatase 4A3
Exons: 6
Coding region: 805-1326 (173 amino acids)
Biological process (GO): protein dephosphorylation; endothelial cell migration
Cellular component (GO): nucleus
Molecular function (GO): protein tyrosine phosphatase activity
Source: RefSeq, a predicted model, not a curated record
CCGGGACUCCGGGACAGGAAGGCGGACGUGGCCUGCUGCUGACCAGACCGGGAUUUAUGGAGAGGGCCUCGGGGGGCAGCUCUGAAUACUGCCAGGCCCAACAUCACUACCACGCCUGCUGCUGAGGAGGCCCCCGUGCCUCUGGCCCUCACCAUUGCCCUCGCCCGCCGAUGGCCCCUGCUGUCCGGCCCCGGGCCGGCUCUGCCGCCUGAGCCCCCGGGCCCUCUCCAGGACUCGCAGUACCCCGAUGGGGUAACGUGACAGAGACCCUGAGUGUCAGAGCCGUCCGCCACCACGGCCGCCGCCUUCCACCCCCACCCCCACCCCAAGGCUGCCCUGUGCGUUCGGUUCAAGUUCGGGUUUCGUCUGGUCCUUGAGGGUUUGGGGCCCGCCUUCGAGCGCAGGGGGUCGCUCGCCCAUCCACCGAUGCAGACAGCGCUGGGCAGAGCCCCGGCGGCAGACUCACUCUGGGCUUUGUGAGGUUUCCUUGGCCUGGCUUUGGUUGUCCUUAUUUUUACUUUUGCCCCUCAUCAUUACCCAGCUCCCCGAGGCGGGGGUGUGGGCCACCGCUCUCGCCUGGGGGCCUUGUCUUUCCUUCUCUUUGUAAAGAGCUGGACCCCGCUGCUCAGCUCCCCCACCUCCCAGGUAUUUGCGCAGUAUCGGAGCGGGCGGGGCGGGUUGCCAAAGCGUUUUCUGUCUGUCGGACAAGCACAGCGAUCUCGGUUGCCUCGGGGCGUGGGGGGCUGCUGGGGGCCCUCCCUGGGUGCAGCCCCUGCCUGGGCCUCGCCCCGUCUUCGGAGGAGCAUGGCGCGGAUGAACCGGCCCGCCCCCGUGGAGGUGAGCUACAAGAGCAUGCGCUUCCUGAUCACGCACAACCCCACCAAUGCCACUCUCAGCACCUUCAUCGAGGACCUGAAGAAGUACGGGGCCACCACUGUGGUGCGAGUGUGCGAGGUGACCUACGACAAGGCCCCUCUGGAGAAGGAUGGCAUCACAGUCGUGGACUGGCCGUUCGACGACGGGGCGCCCCCACCUGGGAAAGUGGUGGAGGACUGGCUGAGCCUGCUGAAGGCCAAGUUCUGUGAUGACCCUGGCAGCUGUGUGGCCGUUCACUGUGUGGCCGGCCUGGGACGGGCCCCAGUCCUCGUGGCACUGGCUCUCAUCGAGAGCGGGAUGAAGUAUGAAGAUGCCAUCCAGUUCAUCCGACAGAAGCGGCGUGGAGCCAUCAACAGCAAGCAGCUCACCUACCUGGAGAAGUACCGGCCCAAGCAGAGACUGCGGUUCAAGGAGCCGCACGCGCACAAGACCAAGUGCUGCGUCAUGUAGCCCAGGGGCUCCGAGCAGGGACCCCGUGCCCCGCUGCCGCCGGCUCGCCUUCUCUCCCGGACCUUCGGCACCCCUGUCCACCGGGUCCAGCUCGCCCUGCGUGCCCUGUGCCGGCUCCUUCCUCUGUUUCUCCCCGUGUGUCUCCGUGUGCCCGAGUCCACCGCUCUGGGGACCCGCGCUUCCCUUCGUCCCCACAGCCCUGUCUCUCUGAGGCUUAGUUGGGGCCCUCUUGCCCCUGCCCGCCCACAGGGUCCCCCGGGCAGCUUUCCUCUCAGGCUCAUUUGUCAGGGAGCAGGUGUAUUUUUUAGCCACUGGGCCUGACCCUUCCUCCACGGCCUCUCGCCCUGACCUGUUCUUGGCACUUUCAAUUAUUGGGUCUGGAGACCGUCAGAUGUCCUGGACACUCGAAGGCAAUAAAACAGGACCCCGUG